Venturia canescens is the source of this 1179-nucleotide messenger RNA. RefSeq lists its product as uncharacterized. The record is from RefSeq and is a predicted model, not a curated record. Bases 1 to 1179 code for a protein of 392 amino acids. NCBI's taxonomy places the organism in Eukaryota, Metazoa, Arthropoda, Insecta, Hymenoptera, Ichneumonidae. The transcript has a single exon.
AUGUAUUUAAUUUUACUUUUAAUAGAUGAAGCCCAAAAUCAGGAUGGAAAUAUUGCUGACGCCUUAGACAUCAGCGUAUUCGAAGAGAAUUUGGGUCCCGAAGAUUUGGCUACUGUCGAAGGAGAAUUUGGCGAAGUUUGCCAAAGAUGUUUACCCAAGCAUUACAAAUGUGCUAGCCACACAUUGAAUUUAAUUGCGUCGACAGAUGUAACAAAAGCGAUUGCGCAGAACGGUCGACUGAAGCAAAAACACGGCUCUGUUUUGACAAAGUGUUCAUCACUGGUGAAAUUGAUGCGCUCUCCAAAAAAACGAGAGGUUCUGAAAUCGGAAUUGGGAGUUGCAAUUCAACGGCCAGUUGUGACACGAUGGAACUCCACGUAUGACUUCUUCAAACAAUUAAUAAGCCUCCAGGUGAAGCUCAUCGACAAAAAUAUUCUUGGUCUACCAAAAUCUUUUACCUUCGCUGAUUUCGUCUACCUGACUGAAUAUGUGACAUGCUCGGCGCCUAUGGCAAACGCCAUCGAUCUGUUGCAGGGAGAUUCCUGCUAUUAUGGCAUUCUGUUACCAACAUUAAUGUCCGUGCAGUAUCAACUUAAAGAACUCUCGAAAAAUGAUGAUAUCAUGUUUUGCAAACCACUGCUCAAAGUCAUGAUUGACGGGAUAAAUAUUCGAUUUGGAAAAUUAUUGGACUUUUCAGAGACCAAUGUCGAUGCAGCAAUUGCUGCCAUAUCGCACCCUCGUUUUAAAGGCCGUUGGUUGACGCAAUUCAGUGAGGUUGAGCAAAGAAGAAUUCAUCAGCGCUUUAUAGAGGCAGUGUCUUUCGAAGCGUCAACGGAGGCAUCUAGUUCGAUCAAUGUAAAUCUAGAUGAAGACUUCCAGUUUGGAACCUCCUCACUAACCAUCGAUGAAUUUGAACCCUCAUUAUCGCAAGGAGAAGUGAAGGCAGAAGUAACCCGGUACUUGAAGAGUCAAGAGAUCGAUCUCAUGAUGUUAGAAAAGUUUCCGAACAUUCGGAAAACUUUUCUUAAAUAUAAUACGCCUUUGCCGUCAUCUGCCCCCGUCGAAAGGCUGUUUAGCUACGCAACGAUGUUAAACUUGCCAAAAUUCAACAGACUCACUGACGAACAUUUUGAGCAAAGGGUAUUGGCCAAAGCCAAUUCUAUAAAAAAAUACAUCUAA